CCAGGGCCGGGCUAGGGCCUAAAUUUGAGGCCUGUGCAGGGCUCUACCUCAGAGGUUUCUCCUUUUUCAUUCAUUUUGAAACACCUCAUUUGAACCUGGCUGCCACAGAAAGCAGAAGUGCGAUGGUCACGUGAUCGUGUGUGGGGUAGAGAUGUGCGUGCGCGCGCUGCCCUUCAUUACACGCGCUGCUCUACUCCUCUGUCGGUGGUUAUGGAUGAAGAGUGGACACAUUCUUAACACCAUUUAGAGACAUGAUGCAUGCAUCCACUGUGGCACCGAGCAUCUUGACGACCACGAACGAGAGUAAAAAUGUGACCUGUGAAAUAUCCUAUGAAGAUGACCGCAUUCCUCUGAUGGUGCUCUACAUUGUGGUUUUUAUCAUCGGCCUGCCAGCCAACUUGGCCACGGUCUACCUCACCCUCCACCAGGUGUGUCGUAAGAACGUCCUCGGCAUCUACCUGCUCAGCCUGUCCGUGUGCGACCUCACCUACCUCUUCACGCUGCCUUUGUGGACGGUGUACAUCAAUCAAAACCACGUGUGGCCCUGGAGCUCCUUGGCCUGCAAAGUAACUGGCUUUGUGUUCUUCAACAACAUGUACAUCAGCAUCUUCCUGCUGUGCUGCGUGUCCAUCGACCGCUAUGUGGCAGUGGUCUACGCCAUCGAGUCUCGCGGUCUUCGCCAGAAACGCAUCGCAGCUCUUGUGGCGUUUUCGAUCUACAUGGUGGUGGGCUUGAGUCACACGCCCGUCUUCAUCAUGUCUGAAGGCAAUGCUGCCCAAGGAAAACGCCGCUGCUUUGAGCCCAGCCAGAGCUCAGCGAUAGUUACGGGAUUCAGCUACGCUCGCGUUUGCAUUGGCUUUUUUAUCCCCCUUGCCAUCCUGAUCUUCACCAAUAGAGCCAUUCUUGCCAACGUUCAGGCCAGUACUGGCCUCCAGCCUCAUCAGAAAGAGAAGGUGCGCUACCUGGCUGUGGCUGUGGUGGCGUUGUUUUUGAUCUGUUUCGCUCCGUACCACAUUAUCUUGCUGUUGCGUGCCAUCACCUUCCACUUCCCCAAGCUGCAAGAGAAUUGUCACUUUGAACAGCACAUCUACACACCCUACAAAAUCUCCUUAGGGUUGUCCACAUUCAACAGCGCCUUCAACCCCAUUCUCUACGUGCUCUCCAGCAACAAUAUCCGUCAGGAGAUCAGAAGAGGCAUGGCAUCGCUGUGUAACAAAGUCAGCUCGAAUCAGUGCUCGACGCACAGCAGCCAGCACAACAUGCACAGCUCCAAAAGCAAUUCAGACCCCGUCCCAACAAAGGGCGAUCAAAUGAGAACAAGCUGUCCUACUACAUGCUAAAAUUUUAGAUGCAUUGGACAUUUUUUUGCUGAUAACUUGGAAGAAAGGGACAAAUCAAGGUUGUUGCAUGAUCAAUAUAACAACAACUUGAAGUUCGACAGAUCUUGCAAAAAAAACAACAAAAAAAAACAAGGGAAUUUCCUGUUAUUACUGUGGUCUUUUCACACCUCCUAAUCUACUUCCGUCACAGAAUGUUUCUAUAACACCCAGUCUGAGCUGCAGCUUCUGAACAUCUUGGACUCAUAUCUAGAGCAUAUUCUCCAGAUUGUGUUGAUAAACACUAACUCAACAGACAGGAAGAGGCAAUCUGAGUCACUUUUAAAGUAAUUCACUUCACGUUUUGUUUUUGCAUGGCCUUUAUCUAAAAUCAAUCAUACCAAAAUAACUGAUACUGUGCAUGAAAGAAGUUCACAAAACAAAAUAUUCGCAGAAGUUGAGUAUAAUUCUCAGAAUUUCUGGCCCGAUUUUCAGACGCAAUGUGGGAUAACAUUCUAUUUACUGAUCACAGAUUUGGUGCUACAAACUGGGCAAAUUAUGGCAAAUCCAGUGACCGAUUUAUUGUUGCAGCUCUUUCAGUACUUUGUAAACAUGAUUUCUGAUUCCAGGUGGACUGGUGAAAAUGUGCAGCUUCAAUCUCAUACGGUGUAUCAAACCAGCCAAUCAAAUUAGAGCUUGCUGUUUUGCACUGUCAGAAACAAAUGUGCAAAAUUUGUACCUUUAGGGGUGCAAUGGCUUGACAAUGGAACAGAACCCUCAAAAGGACACCUUUGUACUAUACUAAGGUGCUAAUAUGCACCCUUCAGGGGUAAAGAAGCCCCUAAACUGUGCAGUACCUUAGAGUAGUAACAUGUACCCUUAAUAUAGGAAUAUGUACACUUACUGUUUCAAACGACAUACAGCAUCACUUUUUUAUGUUCUCACAAUUUACUGUAAUACAGAUUCAGUGUUUUGUUUUGUAAAUUGAAUGUCAGUGUUAAACUGCAUGCCGUUUAAUGAUGACAGUGUUCUUUGGCAAGUUUUUUUAGCACAACCUGAUAUUGCCAAGUGCAACGUUUUCCUGGGUCAACAUAUUUUGUUGACCCUGGAACAACAUUUUAAUCCAAAAAUAUAAUCUUAACCAUAUUCCUACACCUAAACCUAACCUUACCCAUGAAUAAUCCCUAAAAUCAGAGGAACUGAUAGAUUAAUUACAGUGAUGUACAAGCACCAAACACUGAUUGUAAUCCUAAACUUCACAAAAAUUAUAAACUGGUUCUUGAAAUCUGAUUGGUUAAUCACAAUGUUGUUCCAGGGUCAACAAAGAUGUUGACCCAGGAACACAUUGCACUUGGCAAUAUCAGGUUUGGCGUUUUUUUAUAUACAAACAUGUUCCCUUAAAUUAUUAUUAUUAUUUUUUGUGUGUGUGUGUUUAUAAGAUUUUAUAAUGGAUGUGUUUUGCAUUAUGAUUAUUUUUGUUAUAAUGUUAUUUGAAUGAAUUUCAGGAGAAUGGCUUUUGUUAGGUGUUACACUCUUAUUUUGCUCGAUUUUCCCAUUUGUCCUAUUUUCCAAGAUUUCAUUUGUAAACCAGACCAUAAUAAAUUGCAGUCAAGCUUUUUUCAUACAGUCAUACUGUAAAAUAACUGUAAAUAAACUCAAGCGAGAUUACAAGAGAAGCACACCAUUUUUGCUAUGAACUUGGCAUGGACAAAUUAUGGUUUUAAGAGUAUGAUUCUAAAAUUACUAAAUAAAAUAUUUCAACAGAUACUGAAAAACUUAUUGAAAAAUGUAUGCACAGUGAAAUAUUUAAUAAGUAAUAAUCUGUCAUUUCAGCAUUAAAUAUUGAAAACUAUUGGUUUCUGAGGUCUGAUGAUUAAAAUGUGGGUCGCUAAAAACUA
This is a messenger RNA of Onychostoma macrolepis, 3214 nucleotides long. RefSeq names its product G protein-coupled receptor 132b (gene gpr132b). The record is from RefSeq and is a predicted model, not a curated record. Gene Ontology annotation, biological process: G protein-coupled receptor signaling pathway; negative regulation of G2/M transition of mitotic cell cycle; G1/S transition of mitotic cell cycle. The coding region runs from base 252 to 1340 and encodes 362 amino acids. The transcript has 2 exons. NCBI's taxonomy places the organism in Eukaryota, Metazoa, Chordata, Actinopteri, Cypriniformes, Cyprinidae. Gene Ontology annotation, molecular function: G protein-coupled receptor activity. Gene Ontology annotation, cellular component: membrane.